This is a messenger RNA of Triticum urartu, 1511 nucleotides long. Its product is annotated as protochlorophyllide reductase A, chloroplastic. NCBI's taxonomy places the organism in Eukaryota, Viridiplantae, Streptophyta, Magnoliopsida, Poales, Poaceae. Gene Ontology annotation, molecular function: protochlorophyllide reductase activity. The record is from RefSeq and is a predicted model, not a curated record.
CCGGCGAGCGAGAGCUUACUCACCAACUCGCUAAGUACAGUACAUCAGCAGUACACUACUCGCGGCGCACGCUCGAGCUCGCUAGCGACAGUCGUCCGUCAGAGCUCACCGUCAUCCAUGGCUCUCCAGCUCCUCCCCUCCACCCUCUCCGUCCCCAAGAAGGGUAGCAGCAUGGGCGCGGUGGCAGUGAAGGACACGGCGGCGUUCCUGGGCGUGAGCAGCAAGGCGAAGAAGGCGUCGCUAGCGGUGAGGACACAGGUGGCCACGGCGCCUUCGUCGGUGACGACGAGCCCGGGCUCGGCGACGGCGAAGCCGAGCGGCAAGAAGACGCUGCGGCAGGGCGUGGUGGUGAUCACGGGCGCCUCGUCCGGGCUGGGUCUGGCGGCGGCCAAGGCGCUGGCAGAGACGGGCAAGUGGCACGUGGUCAUGGCGUGCCGCGACUUCCUCAAGGCAUCCAAGGCGGCCAAGGCGGCAGGCAUGGCAGACGGCAGCUACACCGUCAUGCACCUCGACCUCGCCUCGCUCGACAGCGUCCGGCAGUUCGUGGAUGCGUUCCGCCGCGCAGAGAUGCCGCUGGACGUGCUCGUGUGCAACGCCGCCAUUUACCGCCCCACGGCGCGCACGCCGACCUUCACCGCCGACGGGCACGAGAUGAGCGUGGGCGUGAACCACCUCGGCCACUUCCUGCUCGCCCGCCUCCUCAUGGAGGACCUCCAGAAGUCCGACUACCCGUCCCGCCGCAUGGUCAUCGUCGGCUCCAUCACCGGCAACAGCAACACGCUGGCGGGCAACGUGCCGCCCAAGGCCAGCCUCGGCGACCUCCGCGGGCUCGCUGGCGGCCUCAGCGGCGCGUCGGGCUCCGCCAUGAUCGACGGGGACGAGAGCUUCGACGGCGCCAAGGCGUACAAGGACAGCAAGGUGUGCAAUAUGCUCACCAUGCAGGAGUUCCACCGGCGGUACCACGAGGAGACCGGCAUCACCUUCUCCUCGCUCUACCCCGGCUGCAUCGCCACCACGGGGCUGUUCCGGGAACACAUCCCGCUGUUCCGGACCCUGUUCCCGCCGUUCCAGAAGUUCAUCACCAAGGGGUUCGUGUCCGAGGCGGAGUCCGGCAAGAGGCUGGCGCAGGUGGUGGCGGAGCCCAGCCUGACCAAGUCCGGCGUGUACUGGAGCUGGAACAAGGACUCGGCGUCGUUCGAGAACCAGCUCUCGCAGGAGGCCAGCGACCCCGAGAAGGCCCGCAAGGUCUGGGAGCUCAGCGAGAAGCUCGUCGGACUCGCCUGAUCUCCGGCCACGUCCGGGCAAUGCAUGCAUCUAGGAUGGGACGCCGAUCGAUGCUGAACUUGUCGCAUUUUUAACGUUGGUAAUUAUCAUUUUUACGCCUUUUUUAGAAACUCAAUUACGCGGGAGAGGCCUUGCGAGUGUCGGCGAGAGUGCAUAGAUCUCGUGUGGAAGAUGUACAAUUUUCGGCCAACCAUGAAUAAUAAAACCGCAGGCCUAAUUGAGGAUGA